CACUUGAGAGAGCGACAGACAGAUAUCAGAGGCUGUGUCUUCAUUUCUGCUUCUGACCUCUAAGACUGACGAGGCCCUCCUCAGCUCUGUGAUAUCACUUCAGUAUCUGCAGCCACACAAUGCUUCCCGAUACCUCUCUGCCCACACUCCAGUCUUCUAAGGAUGACCAGGCAACUAUGGUGGACAUUGAUGGCAUCAUGGACAACGUCAGCAUUAUCCUCUACACACUGACCGUCGUGCUCGGCAUCACUGGAAACUCCAUCGUGAUCUGGGUGGCUGGAUUCAAACUUAAGCCAAAAGUCACCCAUGUGUGGCUGGUGAAUCUGGCGAUAGCAGACCUGAUCUUCUGCUUCACACGAGUAUUGUCUCUCACUAAGAAGCUCUUCUUUGACCACUGGCCUUUUGGCCUCUUUCUCUGCAAGUUCAACGGCUUCUUCAAAUACGCCAACAUGUUCUGCUCUGUCUUCCUGCUGGCUGUCAUCAGUCUGGAUCGAGUGCUCUGCAUCUGGCAGCCUGUCCUCACAAAGCGCCAACGCACCAUAUGGGCAGCGAGGUUGGUGGCGGCGUGCAUCUGGAUUGCAGCGAUCCUCUUCAGCAUUCCCUACUUCAUCCACCGCCAAGUCUACUUUAACAAGAAGAACCUGAGUAAGUGUUCUGUGGACCCGAAGGAGAAGGAGGAGGGCUACAACAGCACCAAAGUUGCUCUCUACUCCAUCCGCUUCCUGUGUGGCUUCAUAAUUCCCUUCAUAGUCAUUCUCGUCUGUUACAUCCUGGCUGGCCUGGGCAUCCGACGUACCCGUCUGUCAGGGAAGUCCCGCCCCCUGCGUAUACUAGCCAGUUUGGUCAUUGCCUUCUUCCUGUGCUGGGCACCUUACCACUGCCUCCUAUUGGUGAAAAUGGUGGACAAUAAAAAUGCAGUAGUGAAAAUCUGGUACCCUGUAGCAAAAGGUGUUGCCUACUUUAACAGCUGCGUGAACCCACUGUUGUACUUCUGCAUGGGGCUAGAAGUGAGGGGGCGGUUCAGACAGAGUCUGAUGGGCGUUUAUAGAAGAGCUCUGGCAGAUGAUGUCGAAGGACAGACAACUCAGUCCAAUGAUCGCUCUUUGGAUGAAAGCUCCGGGUUGAAGCACAGCACUGUUGUGGUGGCAGGAAGGAGCCAGACAACAAUGGAUGUAGAUGACGUUUAAGUUUUUCCCACUGAUCCUGAUUCUUAGAUGAACAUUCAUGUUUCAACCUAUGAAUAGCACAAUAUCAUACUAUCAUUAUUAAAUGACAGUACAAGAUCCAGUAUUUCAGAGCAAAACAGUAGUUCUCAGGGUAUAAUAAUGAUAAACAUUCACCUAUGACUGGAUCAACAGAGGCUCAACAAAAAAGGAGCUCUGAAAACCCACUGCUGGGUUCAUUAAUCAUAAGAGAGGGUGAGGACAAAAUGAAUAAAUUAGAUCUCAAACUGGCAUUUCUCCAUCAUAUCAAAUUACUAUGAUAUUACGGUAUAAUUAGCCCCAACAACCCACAGCUAACAAAUCAAAUUUAACCAGAUUAAGUUUAUGUGGAAUAAAUAAGUAAAAAAAUGAAACUGAGAACUCAAACUUGAAAAAUACAAAUUUUA
This is a messenger RNA of Archocentrus centrarchus (flier cichlid), 1609 nucleotides long. RefSeq names its product C3a anaphylatoxin chemotactic receptor-like. The record is from RefSeq and is a predicted model, not a curated record. The transcript is spliced from 3 exons. NCBI's taxonomy places the organism in Eukaryota, Metazoa, Chordata, Actinopteri, Cichliformes, Cichlidae. Gene Ontology annotation, biological process: complement receptor mediated signaling pathway; inflammatory response; positive regulation of cytosolic calcium ion concentration. Gene Ontology annotation, molecular function: complement receptor activity; G protein-coupled receptor activity. Bases 120 to 1187 code for a protein of 355 amino acids. Gene Ontology annotation, cellular component: plasma membrane.